Messenger RNA from Schistosoma margrebowiei, 2438 nucleotides. The record is from the annotation of a GenBank genome assembly. NCBI's taxonomy places the organism in Eukaryota, Metazoa, Platyhelminthes, Trematoda, Strigeidida, Schistosomatidae.
AUGGUUAUUGGCUGUUGCACACUUAAUAAUAUUUCGGAAGAUGCCAAAACACGAAGCGAUGCAAAUAAGCAGAUUGAGAAAUUGAUUGAAAAGGAGAAAAAGAAUUUUAAGUCUACACACAGACUCCUCCUUCUGGGUGCUGGAGAGUCUGGGAAAUCGACCAUUGUUAAGCAAAUGAGGAUAUUACACAUUGAUGGCUUUUCAGAACGAGAAAAAAAAGAAAAGAUUGAUGCAAUCCGGAAAAACCUCCGUGACGCUAUCUGUUCAAUAGCUGGUGCUAUGAGUUCUUUGAAACCACCAGUAGAGCUUGAACUCAGUGAAAACAAAAAGUUGAGGGAUUAUAUACUGGAAACUGCAUCUAAACCUGAUUUUGACUAUCCACCGGAGUUUUUCACAUAUUGCGCCAAACUAUGGAAGGAUGGAGGUAUACAGGAAACGUUUGAAAGAUCAAAUGAAUAUCAACUAAUUGACUGUGCGAAAUAUUUCCUUGACAAGACUUUAGAGGUCGGCGCUCCAAACUACAUCCCAUCUGAGCAGGAUAUUCUGCGCUGUCGUGUACUAACUUCCGGAAUAUUUGAAACCAAGUUCAGCGUAGAUAAAGUUAAUUUCCAUAUGUUUGACGUCGGUGGACAGAGGGAAGAGCGCCGAAAGUGGAUACAGUGCUUUAACGAUGUCACUGCAAUCAUUUUUGUCGCUGCUUGUUCUUCGUACAACAUGGUCUUACGAGAAGACCCUAGCCAAAACCGUGUAAAGGAGUCUUUAGAACUUCUUGCUUCCAUAUGGAACAACAGAUGGUUGCGGAACAUAUCUGUGAUUCUCUUUCUUAACAAGCAAGAUCUACUUACGGAGAAGGUCUUAGCUGGCAAGUCCAAGAUUGAAGUCUAUUUCCCGCAUUAUGCUACUUACCAAGCUCCAGCUGAUACACUGGCAGAGUAUCGUCAUGAAAACUCAGAAGUUAUACGUGCCCGAUUUUUCUUCCGCGAUGAGUUUCUUAAAGUAACAUCAAAUAACAAUGGUGGACGUCAUUAUUGCUAUCCUCACUUAACAUGUGCAGUUGAUACGGAAAAUAUCCGACGCGUAUUCAAUGAUUGUCGCGAUAUCAUUCAGCGAAUGCACCUGCGACAGUAUGAAUUACUCUAGGAACAUAUUUUGUAGGCCCCAAAUAUGAUUUUUGUUCUUCCAUAUUUUUCUGGGUAUACUGUUUUAAAACCCCAACGCUUGUGAAUACCAUCUCAUAAUUAAUUAUGAUUAAUGUUAUCCAGUGCAUCGAAUAUAGUUGAAUAUUUUACUCCCUUUAUAAAACUACCUAUCUCUGCUAAACUGCAUUUGAAGACCAAGCACUGCAAAACCAACUGGCACGUUUGAAAAUUUCGACGUCUUUUUAAAAUGUCAAACUGGAUGCAAACAACAUCAUGUUUUCAAAAUCUUAUUUGUAAUACACCACCUCAGAUAUACGUAUAUUUAUCUGAAAUUUUAAUUUCUCAAUACUUUUAUUUUAAUAAUGUCACUAUUACUGCUUUAUUUCUUUUGGUAUUCUUAAGUUUUGAAAGCAUACUAUUCUGCGGAAUUUACUGUUGAUCAGGAUUUUUCUAAUCGUGUCUGUUUGGAUGUCUAUAAGCUCGUUAUUCCUUCUAACUCUGUCUUGGUUUUAUCACCGUGAUAUGCAAUUGUAACUUAUUUCUGUCGAUAAAUAUGCUCCUGUUUGCAAAUCUGUUAAGUUGAUGUGCCAAUAUGUUUACUCCCCUUGGAUGUAUACACAAUAAUAUUUCAUAAUCAGUAGUAUCCAGUUUCACAUGUUUGAUUAAAAAAUAUCGUUAGCUAGCUAUAUGCAAACAUAUGACUUGUUCAUACAUUUGGAAUUGUAAACUUGUUUUGUUUUCAGUGAAUAACUCUUGUCUUUCUUCCUAGUUUCAAAUCUUAGUGGUGUUACACGCUACCACGUAGUUUUGCAAUCCUGAAACUUUUCCUCAUUCUGAUUUGCCUAAGAUCUGUGUUUUUGAGCUUAUAUUACUUGUUUUCCGGUUGAUUUCACUUAAAUGAAUGCCUCAUAUUCUUAGAUCUUUAUUGUUAACUGUAGAACGCACAACGCUGUUGUAUUCGAAAUCCCGUUUGCUAAUGAACUGUGUUCACGGUGUGAUAGCCUUCUCUACUGAAAGUAGACGGGGUACGCUUUUCACUUUAGUCAGUUCGAGUGGUUAGAUAUUUCUCCUUCACUCUGUACAGCCACACUUUGAUGUAACUGGCUAGACUUACUCAUAAUAUUGACUUCAUUUUUCAGCUUGUUAGUGAUUUUGCUUAGAUGUUUCAACUUGUUACAGACAAUCUCACUUCUGUAAGGAUUUGUACUUUUUUUCUAAUAUCUUCCACAGCUGAGUUUUUCGUAGCUACAAAAUGAAAAAGUCAGUGCAAAUUAAAAAUAAAUCUUUGAAGUGCUCCCG